GAUGGCUGUGUUACCGCUGCUGUUAUUCGGGGGCCUGUGGGGCGCUGUGGGCGCGUCCAAUCUGGCUGUCGUUACUUGCGGCUCUGUGGUGAAGCUUCUCAAUACGCGCCACAACGUCCGACUGCACUCACACGACGUGCGCUAUGGUUCAGGCAGUGGGCAGCAGUCAGUGACAGGUGUAACAUCUGUGGAUGACAGCAACAGUUACUGGAGGAUACAGGGAAAGACCGCCACAGUGUGUGAGAGGGGAACUCCCAUCAAGUGUGGCCAGCCCAUCCGGCUGACACAUGUCAACACUGGCCGAAACCUCCAUAGUCAUCACUUCACUUCACCUCUUUCUGGAAACCAGGAAGUGAGUGCUUUUGGUGAGGAAGGCGAAGGUGAUUAUCUGGAUGACUGGACAGUGCUUUGUAAUGGCCCCUACUGGGUGAGAGAUGGUGAAGUGCGGUUCAAACAUUCUUCCACUGAGGUACUGCUGUCUGUCACAGGAGAGCAAUAUGGCCGACCCAUCAGUGGGCAAAAAGAGGUGCAUGGCAUGGCCCAGCCAAGUCAGAACAACUACUGGAAAGCCAUGGAAGGUAUCUUCAUGAAGCCCAGUGAAUUGCUGAAGGCAGAAGCUCACCAUGCAGAGCUAUGAAUUUAGAGACUCUUGAGUCACUGUCACUACACAGUGUUUAUACACAUCAUCUGCUGCUUCACCCUGGGAUCCCUGCCACAAGUUCCCUGGGGCCUGGCCACGUCACCACUGAGAUGAAGAUGUGUGACAGAAAACAGUGGCUAUGUUGGAAGCGUCAGCCCUUUACACUUUAAUUGAUUGUUCUCCCUGACUUUGGUCAGUUCUUUCUGAGUGAAAGAGCAAAUGCUUUUUAUUCAUAGUGAUAAAACAUACUGUGCGGAACAUCCCUCCUUUCUUAGGGAAACUUUUAUUCCCUAAGAGCUUGGCAUCAAAGAUUGUUGAUAUGCAUGACUUUUCCCCUAUUAUUCUUUCUUCAAAAUGUUUUUUUUUUUUU
Nycticebus coucang (slow loris) is the source of this 1010-nucleotide messenger RNA. RefSeq names its product stromal cell derived factor 2 (gene SDF2). The record is from RefSeq and is a predicted model, not a curated record. The transcript is spliced from 3 exons. Lineage: Eukaryota; Metazoa; Chordata; Mammalia; Primates; Lorisidae. Bases 2 to 637 code for a protein of 211 amino acids.